Paramuricea clavata is the source of this 6234-nucleotide messenger RNA. The record is from the annotation of a GenBank genome assembly. Lineage: Eukaryota; Metazoa; Cnidaria; Anthozoa; Malacalcyonacea; Plexauridae.
AUGUUCAGUAAUGUCAGCACAGAUCGCACUGCCCGAGCGAUAUGUGAUGCUGUUAAACGGUUGCUUAGCAGAUAUGGUGAAUCAGUUAAAGCUAAAUUGAUCAUGCAAACUUAUGAUGGUGCAGCUGUUAUGAGUGGUCAUCUCAAUGGCGUCCAGACCCUCGUUCGUCAAGAUUACGCAUUUGCAUUUUUCUUUCACUGUGCCGCCCACCGCUUAAACCUAGUCUUGUGUCAAUCUGCAUUGAAUAUCAAGGAGGUGAAGCUCUUUUUCUCCAAAAUAUCUGCUUUUUGUACCUUUAGUAAGCCCAGCUCUGAUAGAAAGGCACAUCUAAAUUCCCAUGCAUGGUGUUGAUAUCCCAAAUCCAGGUGAAACUAGGUGGUAUUAUAAGUCCCGUACUGUCUCUGCUAUCUUUAAGAGAUUUGACGCCUUAGAGGGAGCUUUGAUUCAAAUUAAAGAUGCACCUCGACAUGUAAGGAAGAUACAAUUGACCGCGCAGAUGGUCUACUCCAUAGUCUCCUAGAAUCCUUUUCUGCGUUUUAUUAGAUCUUUACAACAAAAUUUGGAAAAGUUCUCAAUCUUAUACAAUGUUCUCCAAAAUUUUGUAGAUUUUCUCAAGAAUGAUCAUUGCAAUGAUACUGUCUUUGAAACCUGCUAUGCAGCUGCUGAGAAUUGAGUUGGUGUCCCAUCCAGAAGAUCAGAGCAAAUUAUUAAUUAUAAGCUGCUUUAUUGUGAAGUGAUUGACACCAAUGUUGGUAUGGUCAAUAAUCGGUUUCAAGAUGAUGACAGCUUCUCAUUUCUUGAUUUGGUGAACUCCAAAAGUUUUAGUAAGUUGCAAAGUGGUGUUCCAGCUGACAAUUUGCAGCUGUUAAGAGAGAAAUAUUGGCCACUCUUUGAUAUUUCUAGUCUCGAAAACCAACUGAUGUUUAUUUACGAAGGUCAAUAUUUUUUAAAGGAUAAUCCAAUGGAACUUUUAUAAUAUAUUUGCCAGAUGAAUAUUCAGGGAUGCAUUACGGAAUUUGUCAAGUUACUGAAAUUAAAUGCAGUCAGUGCGGUAUCGAGUGCAUCAGCUGAAAGAUUCUUUUCAUGUUUGGGUAGAGUAAAGUCCUAUCUUCGCAGCACAAUGAGUGAUGGACGACGUGGCUCAUUAUGCAGGAUAUCUAUCCAUAAGGACAUACUCAAGAAAAAAGAAGAUUAGAAGCAGUCCACAAGUUGGUUUCGGAAAAGUUUAUUGAAAAGCCAAGACGUCUUAAUUUUCAAUUUAGGUAAAUACUACAUCCAAAUUUGAAUAACUAUAGUAAUAACAUAUUUCAAAUAUCUCGUGCAUAAGUUUUGCCUCCAAUAUGUGCACUCUUUAAUGAUCUGCACAUUCUGUCAUGUUUAAAUUUACCUCUGCAACUAUACCAAGCACAUAUUCAAAUACAUCCCCAGUGUGCUCUUUUAUUAUUAGUUUUAAUUUGGACAGCUUUUAUUUCUUAUAUAAGAACUCAGAGUUAGAUCAGGUCGGGUUAGAUUAGGUUUUAGGUGUAGGGUUGGGUGGCAUUUGGAUGGGAAUGCGAGGGUGGGGAGAAAAGGGUGAAGUGAUGUGCAAAGGUGAGCAAUUGCAUAUCCAUGAAAUGUCCCAAAUAGUUCCCCUUUUCUAACCACGCUCCUUUUUAAAAGAUCUGAAAGGCGGGUUACUGGCGGAUUACCAGUUUGCUCAUUUUAGGCCUUUCACAAGGCUGUCCAUGUCGGAUUCGCAGACUUACCAUAAUAUAUGAUAUAUGUGUUCCUAGGGAUGCUGAUGGGCUCUGAUAUAUGGGGCGAAGCAGCAAUUUUUAAAGUGCAUUUGUGCAAAAUCUGCAAAUAACUGAAAUAAGUUAUGUCACAGGACACAGGUACAAUACUUUAUUAGCAUGCCCCUGAAAGCAACAUUUCAAAAUAUACAUUAAAGUAUACUGCUAUAAGGUUGUCGAGGCGAGGUUGCAAUGGCUAGCAAGGGAGGCUGUUCGCAUUGCCACAACCGUUCAUUACUGUGAUUAUUAGUGCAUGCAUUCAUUCUCGUUGGGGUGUGGUUCAUCUCGGUUUCGCCUCGAUGAUUUGGCGAUAAUUCAGCUCCACUCUUUUCUUGGCAUGAAACAGUAUUUUUAAAAUAUAUGUAUUAGUAAAUAUUGUUUUAUCUACCGAAAUGAAAUGGCUAGGAGUAUGAUUACUCCUAGCCAAAUUAUCCAAAACAUAACUAUUUUCAAACAUAUACAUAUCAAUAUAAUUAUAUUGUUUUGUUUUGUUUUGUUUAUUUAAAUAAAUCGGCCAGGAGGAUUGUUACUCCUAUAGCCUGGAAAAUAUUUUCACAUUAUUUUUUGCAUAAAAACAAAAUAGAAAUUAAAGCAAUUUUAAAAUCACUGCCACACAAUAAGUUUAAAGGAGGCGUGAUCACAUUUAUCAACACAAUAAUUUAAUCUAAGUUUUUUCCGCAAUGUUGGCUUUCUAAAAUAGAAUUCAUAAUUUUAGAUCCAUCCAAAUGAGAUUUAUUUUCAAGUACGAUCUCCUCUUUAUCAACAGUGAUUCAAACCACGACAUUCACAACUAUCAUCUGAGCAAAACGCCUUUUCCGCAGGUGCCCGCCGUGUACAAAACCGCUCUAGACCUAGCCUGCAUAGCAGGCGGUCCCUAUAAUCGGGCAAGCCUGGGAAAGACCGCCUGUUGGGUUUGGCAGUGUAAUCGAAUUCCCCGUCCACACGUGGACGGGAAUUGAAGAUUGGCUGCGAGUCUGAGUCGCUGUCACUCAAAAGUGAAUACGCUUUAAUAUGUAACAUACGUUUAGUCAGUGGUAUUGUAAAACCUUCCUUACUCUGACUCUGUGUGUAAAACUGAACGCUUCUCGAAAGUCGAAACGCGAACUGAUUGUCAAACGCGAGCAAGAGAUAGCAGUUAAAGAUUUACUCUUGGAUAGAAUGUUUUGGCCAUUCUACCUACAGGUUAUGGGAAAAGCUUGAUUUUUACAUUGUUCUUGUUGACGCGAGAAAAUAUAACGAGAAUAAAUACAGACGGCCGUAUAGUCUUUCUUGCAACGGGUUUUAUAACGGGACUACUACGCCUAGGCCUAUUAGCCGCUUCACUUUCUGAACUUUUUAUGGCUUUCUUUACCACACGGCUUCGUUCGGGAGACGAGACAGUUUAUAUUGGCAACUGAGGUUUUUAAUAUACAACGGUCUAUUUGUUCGAUAAUCGAUACGUACACAGGCAACGCGUUUAUGUCUCGUUUGAUUGUGGCAAUCAGUUCGCUUGCGUUUCGGAUCUUUCGCCCACACGGUUUACAAACUCGGUCGGAUAGUUCCGACUGGGUAGAACUAACUUCGAUUCCUAAAUGAACUGAACACGUACAAUUCGUGAUCGGCUUAUUGAUCGGCCAAGGUUUUGCCACUGUCGUAAUCGUUUCUUAAUUUUGCUUGCCUUAAAUAUAAAAUUCUCCGACGAUAUAUAAGAUAUUUUCUCUAUUGCCCCGUAUUUUAGUUUCAAAGCACACUUAAUUUAAUACACAAACGACAGUGGUCAUUUACAUUUUCCACGGCUUGCUUUUCUACCUCUUGCCGUUAUUCAGAUGUCCUGAUUGAAAUUUUCAAUGGCGUUUCUUUCGACAUAUUUUAUAUUUCCAAUUUUGCGACCAAACAAUAACAUAGUUUGACAGUUCGAUAAUUAAUCCCCGAGCCGACGGCGCGAAGCGCCGUGCGAGGGUACUAAUUCCGCAAAGCUAUUUACACCCGGAUGUUUGAGAACAUAGCGAAGUGCAAAGUUGUCCUCCAUUAUGUGAUGGACGGUCUUCGACGUUAUGCGCGUGCGCGAGUACAAGCUCGCGCUAAAAAAAUGUUUUUCAUUUUGAAAAGAUGUAUUUCACUCUUUUACAAUAUAUUUUUGCGAGUUUAUUUCACUUUUAACUGGAAGCAAGCCUGCAGUUUCAUGAAUUAGUGGCUGUCAACUGUGAAACAAAGCCGUGUGAAAAGCAUGUAUGAACACGAAUUUUGUCGAAGACGAACCAGAUGUUUUUUUAAAAUUGAAUUUAAUCGUUGUCUUGGCUAUAUGAGUUGGAUAAGUGUUAUAAACAGUAUUAAAAUUCCAUACUAUACUUGCUUUGUGUUUUCGAUUUCAUUAAUUCAUUCAUAUAUCUGCGAAAUUUUUACGCCAUCCUUAACUCAGUAAAUAAUAUGUUUUUAUGCAAGCUGGUGUUUACAUGAAAUUGUAUAAAUAUAGUGAUUAAUGUUGUUUAUUUGGGCCAAUUUAAUAAUACAGCGUAUAUAUAUCGUGUUUUGAUGUGUGUUUAUUUAUUGACAUUGGCGUAAAGUAUAACUUAUACUUAAACCUAUAAUUAAAAAACUAGCUUCUGCCUAUAAAGCAAAUAUAUUUUGCCGUAUUUUCGAGCAAAUUACUGUCGGCAAAGCGACUGGGAAAUUUUACACCUUACCAUACCGGAGUAUAAUCACAGAACACAUACGCCAUCAAAACACGCCGUUAAAAGAACAGAAAAACCGUCAGAACACACGCCAUCAAAUAAUUGCGGCACGGUAAAGUGUAAAGUACCCAACGACUGAGAUUUUCAGUUUCCCCUGCAGUUUCACGACAAAGUUUCAAAACGUUUUUGGCUUAAAAUUUAAAUUAAUGCAAAAUGUAACGGCCGAAAGCCACAUAACAUAAAACUAUCGAUACACUCCAAAAUAUGAAAACCAAUGAUUCUUUCGAUAAAAAAUAUCUCGUAUUAUUUUCACGUUACUAGAAAAUACAUCCAUGCAGCAACUCCUCGCCUUUCUGACAAACCAUUGUAUUUUCCGAACACGAAGUCAGUCCAGUGAACUCAAUCUAUUUACCUGGAACGAUAACAUUCAGUCAUUUGGCACUUAAAAAGUGAAGCCUCGCGUAAGCAACGCGUGAGCAGUGGCGUCAGCCCUCCACGCCAUUUCCACGCCAUAUAGUAAGUCAGUUUCAGUCCCCUUAUACGCCAUUACCGCGCGCGGUCAAUUGCCACGAAAAAAGAACAUCUAAGCCAAACCAUUUAGAAUACUUCCGAAACCUUCGUCGCUCGUUUAAAACGCUCGUAGCACGGAAGCGAAAGAAGUUUUUCCAGUCAUUGCCAGAUCUGAUGAUCUCCAACACGAAGAAGUUUUGGUCGGUGUUUAAGUCCGUUUCACGCACUUCUAAUGUUCCCAGUAAAAUGGUGUGGUCUCAGGGCGAACACAGCGUCACAGCUGAAGAACCUGAUGAUAUUGCCAACCUCUUGAACGAAUAUAUCCACUCCACGUUCAAACCUUCAUUAUCCGAAGAAGAAUAUGAAGAUCAUCCAUCAAUCACCACCAUACCUCUCAGUGAAACGUUGAGUGACAUACACAUCACCCCUGACGAAGUAAAGAAUAUCCUUCUUUCUCUGGACGACAAUAAAGCAACUGGUCCAGACAACAUUCCCGCAAAACUGUUAAGAUGUUCUGCUCCCCAAAUAUGUUCAUCUCUUUGUGAUCUCUUCAAUCUUAGUCUAAAAUGUGGGAAAAUCCCUGCAGCGUGGAAAAUUUCUAACGUGGUACCAAUUCCAAAGAAAGGACUAUUAAAAGUAGUUUCUAAUUACCGUCCAAUUUCCUUACUUUCUAUUGUCUCCAAAGUUUUCGAGCGUUGUGUGUACAAUAGACUGAUAGCUCACGUUUCCAUCAACCUUCAUCAUCUCCAAUUCGGCUUUCUCAGAGGCAAAUCAACAACGGCCCAACUUUUACAAGUACUACAAGAGAUCGGUGAAAAGCUCGACAAGAGAGUCCAAACCGACAUCAUCUACCUUGACUUUGCGAAGGCUUUUGAUAGAGUUGAUCAUCGUUUACUUGUAAGAAAGUUAAAGAAAUUCGGGAUUGGUGGGACUUUGUUGAAAUGGUUUGAAGACUACUUAACCAAUCGUCACCAAAGAGUAACUGUCCUUGGCAAAACUUCACAUUCUCUCCCAGUACUUUCUGGCGUGCCGCAAGGUUCAAUACUUGGUCCUUUACUGUUUGUUAUUUACGUGAACGAUCUUCCGCAGGAAACAUCUACAUCGUCUAUUGCUUUGUAUGCUGAUGAUACUAAAUGCUAUCGUCCAGUUAGAUCACAUAAGGAUGAACAAUAUCUUCAAAAAGACCUUGAUGGUAUUAACAACUGGUGUGAAUUGUGGCGGAUGGAUCUGAAUCAAUCGAAAUGUGAAGUUCUUUCGGUGACCAGAAAUCUGAAGCUAGUGCCGUCGAGCUACCACCUUAA